This is a messenger RNA of Aquila chrysaetos chrysaetos, 7335 nucleotides long. It is a transcript of the gene SMARCD3, whose product is annotated as SWI/SNF related, matrix associated, actin dependent regulator of chromatin, subfamily d, member 3. NCBI's taxonomy places the organism in Eukaryota, Metazoa, Chordata, Aves, Accipitriformes, Accipitridae. The record is from RefSeq and is a predicted model, not a curated record. The coding region runs from base 1861 to 3231 and encodes 456 amino acids. The transcript has 13 exons. Gene Ontology annotation, cellular component: SWI/SNF complex; nucleus. Gene Ontology annotation, biological process: regulation of transcription by RNA polymerase II.
UUUCUCUGUUAAAAAGAAGGCUGUGGAUGUUCACUGCGUGCCAUCAGAGUCCUCCUGCAUGGUGCCAAGAUGGAUAGAGUCUGUCUUUCAGAACAGGAAAUUGCUGUAGGUACAGCUCAGUGCUAUAGUGCAUUGUAGUGACUCCCUGCUCUCUGUUCAGUCCCUUUCUGAGGGUCUUGUAGAUGUUUUUGCUUUUCUUUUCUUGAUGCUUUCUUUUACCCAUCAGUUCUCCAGGUUAUUUUCCUCUGUCUGGUAUGUCCAGACAGGAACCUUCCUUUUUCCUGCUUCAGCAUUUUGGCUACUACGAUGUUGAUGUCCGUUGAGAAAAGACUCUGCAGUAGAAACACAUAGAAAAGCACCACUCCAAUGUUGUCUCAUUUCUGUCAUCAGACAGGAGAAGUUCACUUGAAGAAUGACAAAGAGGAAGAGGAAAGAGGCAGUCCUCUGAUGUGACAGGAGGUUCAGGCAGGGAAGAAAGUAGAAAAGCCAAAUGCGUGGCUUGGGAAACUGGGCAGUGGAAGGUGGUGACAGGGACUUGACAGCAGUUGUUGGGGAGGUGGUAUGCUUGCUGCACUGACAGUAUGCUCAGCUUUGGAAGGGUGUAGCCAGGGCAAUGAUGGACUGAGCAGAGGAAUGCAGGCAAUCGGCAGAAUUCUUAGGGACCAGUAUGCAUGCAUGAAAUAUUGGUUGUGUGCCUUUGUCUGUCUGCUGUACUGUUUGGCCUUGCCUAGCUGCUCUGCAGGCAGCUCUACUGUACUCUUUUCUCCAUCUUCUCAGAGCUGUGAGAGUGGUCCCUUCCGCUGGGGAUGUACUGUGUUCUCUCUCAUUUUCUGUAGCCCACAGUGGUUUUGCCCGCUGUCCAGUAAAGUGUUUGAAGUAGUGCAGAGUAAAACAUGUAUAGGGAAUCAAUGGAGGAAAAGAGGGGAUGGGUCUGUGGGAAAGAACAGAGUUGGGUUGGGUAGAGCGGGUCUAGGGUAGAUGAUUUCCCAGGAAGGAGGAUGUGUCAGUGCUGUUUUGCACUGCAGCCUUCACCAUGGAUGAUACUUGUUCGGGACAGAUUCCAUCCCUCUGAGGAAGAGGGGAGAGACAGAUCCUAACCCGUAGACAGGUGCAUCUUCAAGAUCUCUUUCAAAAGACAUAAUGGUAUUGUAAGACUCUUUAGUGUCAAGACGGUUUUUUUUUACGUCAGUAUUGUGAAAAAUUCGAUGUAUUGUCUGUCACUGUCUUGCAGAUGUGUUUGAGAGCAAAGUAAGCUUUUAGAUAAGGUAAGGUACUACUUGUGUGUUCUUUUAGAAAAGUUUAGAUAGAGAAAGCAUUUCUGUAUAUUGGGAGUCUGGUGGGCUUGCAGCAGGGAGAUGGCAGUUGUGUAGUGAGUAAUAUUUUAUCUACGGGUGAUACUGGAGAUAGGAACAUGAGAAGGGAGGGGAAGGAAUGAGGCAGGCAAGGGGUGAGAUUGAAUAUGCUUUUGCUAGAGCUGUCUCCUUUUUCUCAGUUUUGCCCUUUCUCUACGUUUCUCUAUUUUGAUACUUAACAAAGGGAACUGAAGGAAGUUCAAAGUUGUCAGACUUAGAUCGGGAGUAGAUUUGGCUUGCUGAGCUUGUUCUCCAGGCCUUAAAGUAUCCUUUAUAGAAGCAGAAAAGUGGGCCUGCAGUCUCAUCCUUGUGGCCAGACAGUCUCCAGGAGGGAUGAAUACGAGAUGGCUGCGCUCAGGAUCUUGUCUCUUCUGAAUGACUGUCAAAUGUCCCCGGCUGAUUGACAGGCAACAGCAGGCCCAAUGGUCUGCUCUUUGCUGGAAGAAGGCCACAAUGUGUAGACUGACAGACAACAGAGAGAUCUUAAAUACAAGCUCAACGACCUGGGAUGCCAUCAGGAGCUCGAAUGCCCCAUCAGGGGGCUCCCAUGGGUCCCCCAGGCCCCCCAUACGUUGGAAGCCCCUCAGUGCGACCUGGGAUGCCUCAGACUGUGAUGGAAACAACAAGAAAACGCACUGCACCACAGCAGGUCCAGCAACAGCAAGUGCAGCAGCAAGUGCAACAGCAGCAGCAAGCUACUCAGAACCGAACUAGGAGUGCCAAGAGGAGGAAGAUGGCUGACAAAAUUCUCCCUCAGAGGAUCCGGGAGCUGGUUCCUGAGUCCCAGGCCUACAUGGAUCUGUUGGCCUUUGAACGCAAACUAGACCAGACCAUUAUGCGGAAGCGUGUGGAUAUUCAGGAAGCGCUGAAGAGGCCAAUGAAGCAAAAGAGGAAACUGAGACUUUACAUCUCCAACACAUUUAAUCCUGCAAAAUCUGACGCUGAUGACUCUGAUGGCAGCAUUGCUUCAUGGGAGCUGCGAGUGGAGGGGAAGCUCCUGGAUGACCUCAGCAAACAGAAACGAAAGUUUUCAUCUUUUUUUAAGAGUUUGGUUAUUGAACUGGACAAAGAUCUUUAUGGACCUGACAACCAUCUUGUGGAGUGGCACAGAACUCCCACAACACAGGAGACAGAUGGCUUCCAGGUGAAAAGACCCGGUGAUGUCAGCGUGCGGUGCACAUUACUCCUCAUGUUGGACUACCAGCCUCCACAGUUUAAACUGGACCCGCGAUUAGCCCGUUUGCUGGGGAUACACACACAGACCCGAUCAGCCAUCAUCCAGGCUCUCUGGCAGUACAUCAAAACAAAUAAGCUGCAAGACUCCCAUGAUAAGGAAUACAUUAACUGCGACAAGUACUUCCAGCAGAUCUUUGACUGUCCACGGCUAAAGUUUUCUGAGAUUCCUCAGAGACUCACUAACCUGCUGCUGCCACCAGACCCUAUAGUGAUAAACCAUAUCAUCAGUGUUGACCCCAACGAUCAGAAGAAGACGGCUUGUUAUGACAUAGAUGUAGAAGUUGAAGACCCAUUAAAGGGACAGAUGAGUAGUUUUCUUCUCUCAACAGCUAACCAACAGGAGAUUACAGCAUUGGACAACAAGAUUCAUGAGACAAUCGAAUCCAUAAAUCAGUUAAAAAUACAACGUGAUUUCAUGCUGAGUUUCUCCAAAGAUCCCAAAGGAUACAUCCAAGACCUUCUCCGGUCCCAAAGUAGGGAUCUUAAGGUGAUGACUGAUGUAGUUGGAAACCCAGAGGAAGAACGCAGAGCUGAAUUUUAUCAUGAACCAUGGUCUCAAGAGGCUGUGAGCAGAUAUUUCUACUGCAAGAUCCAGCAGCGCCGGCAGGAACUGGAACAAUCUCUGGGAGUGCGCAACACAUAAGUACUGCUCACAAGAUCCCAUUGGCAUCAUGACCACCAAACCAGUGGACCUUUCAGUGUUACUUAGCUCACUGUUACACAUGGACCUGCUUCCUGACUGGAUGAGAAUGUACCAUCACCACACCAGUCAGAACACCAGCUUUAGUGUGACCCUUGAUAAUCUUGCCCGUGAGUGGUGUCUCAAACCAUUCCAGGCCACAGACAGCGGCAUACAAGUGUCAAAGAAGAUUAAAGGUUCAUUCAUCAACGCGCAUCAUUAAGUUUUAGUGGAAAGUUCAGACACUACACAGCAAAUCCUAAUGGGCUAUGCAUAGAAUCGUGGGUGGCAUUGAUGGGGGAGGUUGAGAUAGGUGUUAUAGGAGACUACAGAUUUAGAGAAAUAAAUGCAGUUCUCAUCCUAUGUUACCUAAGAGUCUCAAAUAGUAACUUCUCUGGAAUUAGAGAAGAUAGUCUUUCUUAUAGCUGUGGAAUGCUUUAUAUUCCUGAACAGAGUUUUUAUUUCAGCUGGAGCAGUGCAAGAAGCCAUCUCACCAUGUGAAAGAACAAACUAGGAGGAUUUUCAUUCCUGGAAUGAAGAGCCCCUCUGGAAGAAAGAAGUAUAGUCAGGACAUCCCUUCUGCAAACUCUAAUACUUCCUCUUUCCCUUGCCCCUGCAGUGAAAGGUAGACUGAAUUACAUAUCACUAGAUGGGUAUGAUCAAUAUGCUGUACUGAGAAGAAGAGAAUUACCCCUGGGAUAAGAGCUUCUUAGGCAUCAUUGGUAUCAGUGGUAGCAAAGCUAAGGUUGAAGCAAGAAAUGAGUCAUUCUGAGAAAAUGAAAAUAACUUAACGGUGCUUUGCUGAUACCUGCCUUGAACACAGCAGAUACUAACAAUAAGCAUAUAUGUAAAGUACAAAAUUUCUUAAAUGUUUCUCUGCGUGCUAGUAGGGAUCAGCACUGAAGAGGACUUCCCUAAUUGUUAAGUUGGUGCAGAAUCCAAGAAGCUUAACUUCAUAUAACAUGGCAGUUUUCUCUUUACUUCAAGAUGUUAACAGAGUCUCUGGAUUGGUCUCACACUUUGAUCAUAGGUGAACUGCCUCUUAGUGUGAAUUAUUUAGUUCCCCCAUACAUGAUGCAUACUGAUUAUAUAGGAUGCUGUUGAGUUGUAAAGCACUAUCAGCCUUAAAUAUCCCAGAGGACAUAUCCCUUGGAAACCAUCUUCUUUGUAAAUGUACAACAAAUUUCAGACUAUGGGAAUUUAUACCAUAUUUACUUGGAAGCAGGGACAUCUUCAUUAAAUCCUUCCCCACCUCAUUUUUUGUAGUGCAUAGAUUAGUUUGUAAUUAAUAGCCCAACAUGAUUUCUAGUCCAAAAAGCAGCUGCCAAAGUAUAACUCUUUGUCCAGAUGAUGUCGCACUCAAAAUCCUCUCCUAGGUUUCUCCUUUUCAUCUCCUUUCUUUCACUUUCUUGGAAAGAGAACCAAAUUCACAUGUGGUACAGAAGGGAGGCAACUCUUCUGAGUAAUGGAUUUUGCUGUAGUAUUGUCCGUUUCUCUUCUGCUAUCUUUGCCAAUUUCUUUCUUAGUUGAACUUAAAAGUUUCUUCUGUCCAGUCACAGAAGAGACAGUCUUCUCUUCCACCCCUCUAUUUAAUUACCUCUGCUUUCACAAUAGUGCCAUAGCUUUUACUCUGUCCAUUAUGUUCAGAGAUGUCUUGGAAAAUUUACAUUUGAGUGCAGUCAUAUGAUGGCAGUACCAUCAUGCAAAACCACUGGUGUGAGGAAAAGCAUAGCUGUACCUUUUUGCCUGAGGCCUUUUACCGGGAAUGGCUUUGUUUGGAACUUUUUUGUGUUAAAACCUCUUUUUACAGUAAAACGUGAAAUCCUGCAAUCUUAAACUAAGUAUAGUGAGGGGCUGUGAGGCUGCCAGACAAUGAAUGACUUGAAAUCUCAUUUACGUUAGGACUCCACUAAUUGGACUACAAGCAAGCAUUAUGAGGGAAAACAGUGGGGGUCAUCUGCUACUGUGCUUCCAUAUUUAUUACGCUGCUGUGUCAGUUGUGUGCAUGCUGUCCAGUGUAUAAAACUCUUUUCUAUAUGUGGUAAACAGAGCAGCUACAUUCAGGAGAUGCAUUCAGUCUCCAGGAAUAAGAAAUGCAGAGAAAGAUGUGGAAGGAUGUGAGAAGGGCGUGGGACUGGGAUAGAUGCCUGCAGGAUGUUUGCCAGGGAAUUCUGGUUUUUGAGAACUUUCCCACUGAAGUGGCAAAUAUUUGUACAGAGAAAUUUCAGUCAUGUGCCACAACUGGCAACAUAAUGGAGUCCAGCCUGCUUUUAGAAUCUCCCUGCAGAAUUGGAUGGAUCUGUUUCCAAGUCUCUUUCAGAGAAAAUUAACAAAACCAAUGUGGUAUUGCUGCCCAGCGUUCACAACGGCAUCACUGGAAGGUGAAUCUAUCUUAAGCACCAAUGCUAUACUGAAGCGUGUGUGUGUGCACGCACACACAUGCAUGCAAAUACAUCAGUCAGCCACUGUAGAUGGCACUGAAGAUGGCAGUCCAAAAUCUAAAUUCUUAUGUCCCACUGUCCAUAUUCCUACUAUACAUAAAAAGACUAGUCACCAACAGUGAGUCUUAGGAAUAGCUGUCACAUGUCUUUCCUUUGGUCAAACUGGGGUUUGAGAUUUUGAUGCUUUUUUUCCUGUGUUCAGAAGCAGUUUGGGCCUUUUACUGAAGAGACGCAGAGAGAAGUUCUGUCCUCUGUUCCAGGAGUGCAGCCAGGAGCUUGCUUGUUUGCAAAAAAGAGAAAUUAUAUCUGAAGAGAAAUAAUGGAUCAAUACAGGGAGGAAUUGGACCAAAUGCUGCUUGGGCAUACAAAAAUGAAAGGCAGUGGUACUGAACAGGCAUGUAAUUGUGGCAGAUUGUGAAUGAUGAAUUCAUUCUAAGUUCAGGAUGGUUGUCUUUUUGUGUGUACAAAAGAUGACAAGAAGAUGUUUGGGGGUCUUCAGUUGCUGCCACAGUACAAUACAAAUCUGUGCAUGCUGCAAAAAAACCUUCUGUGCAUAGCAGUGAAUGUAUAGAUGGUAAUAUAGAUUGUUAGAAAAUAUAGCAUCAGACUAGGAAAGGGUUAAAACAGAAUUCUGGAGCACCAAUAGAAAGGAAAUAUAUCUUGGAGCUGAAGUGUUGACAUGGCAGGUUUGAAACACUUUCUUUAGUCCUUUUUGCUGUUGGCCAUGAGUCAGGAUUCAGACCAAGUGUUUCUUAGAAAUUAAAGGGAAAACAAAUCUUUGAUUAUGGAAUAGAGAGAAGAAUACAGCAGUGGAAAAGGAAAUUAAAAGAUGGAGCAGGGCGCCACUGAAGUGCCAGUAAGACAUAGCACAGGAUAACGUGCAGAGCACUGUUGGAAAUAGCACAGUCCGUGUGAGUCAGUAUUUGUGUGCAUGUGUGUAUGUAUACAUGUAGAGAGCGUGUGGGAGAGAGCCAGUCUCAACUUGUACUAGCCUGGGAAAUGGGCAUGCAGGACAGAACCAAAUGUUCUGCAAAUAACCCCAAGACAUAUUGUCAAAACAUUUUCCGCUGUUAUUAACAGGGAUUCAGUUGUUCGACUUAGCAGGGUUGGUAGUUGUAAUGCAGACAUUGUUUCAGCUGGCAGAUUUUUACACCACAUUGUUUAGAAUUUAUCCUGUGGAAGCUGAGUGAAAAUAUUAGUGCAUAUAUCAACACUGGUGCAUAUCCUAGGGCUCCUAAUUUUGCCACAAUGCUAGUCAGCUAUUGAGGAUUUUUUGGCCUGUUUUUGUGUUGAGAACCCUUUUAUGGCAGUGCAAAGAGAUGAGGGGGGAAAAGAAAGCUCUUUUUUCCUGAAGAAAGAGGUCUCCUUUCUGUAACUGCUCUGUUGUUUAAUAGGAUGUAUCUGUUCUGCCAGAUCCUGUAUGAUAAACACCUUUUCCAAUCUCAUUGAAGAAAGGAACUCCAUUAAAAAAAUACAACUGUGGGUUUGUGAGAGUGAGCAAAUAUGUGUAUAAGGCGGGGGGGGAGAGAGAGAGACUCCCUCUACUCUGUAGCCACCAUAUCUUCAUUGUAUGAUGCCGAGUGAUUCGUAGAAAAGCUUUUAACAAUAAAUACUUUGUUUCUUUGUA